UCCUUAACGAGAGAUCUCUCUCCUCUCUCUAUUCUCAUCAUCAAUGGCGUUUCUCUCCUCCUCUUCGCCGACGAUGCAGAAAGGAAUAUUCGUGAGCGUGCCGGUGCUUGUACUCUCCGUUUCCUUCGCAGCUGCUGUCUUCUUCCUCCUCUCCUCCUCCUCCUGCUCCUGUCCUCCAUCUCUAUCUUCUUCGAACGUAGUCGGUGGAAGCGUUACUGACGUGAGAUUAGAGGAGAGGAUAUCGACGACGAGAGAGGAUAUCGAGUGGAUUAGAGAUCUGAUUAGAUCCAACGGUUUGCAUAUGCAGAAGAAUGAGCUUAGGAAAGGGAUCAAUCCUCGUACUAGAGAUCAACAACUCGCAGAUCUUAAACAGUACAAGGGUAUAUCUCAUUACGAAGGAGAAGAAGCAAACAACCACACAGCUCUUCCAUGCCCUGGCGAGUUACUAGUCGAGCAGCACCACAGCAACUACGGCGAGCCAUGGGCAGGCGGCCGCGACGUAUUCGAGUUCUUAGCCGAAUCCUCCAAUCUCAAACCAAACUCUCGCGUCCUCGAAAUCGGAUGCGGCACCUUACGCGUGGGUCUGCAUUUCAUCCGCUACCUCAAUCCCUCGCACUUCCACUGCCUCGAAAAGGACGAGCUUUCUCUAAUGGCUGCUCUAAGAUACGAGCUUCCAUCGCAAGGUCUUUUGCACAAACGGCCUCUUAUACUCAGAGGAGACGACAUGGAGUUCAGCAAGUUCGGCUCGGGUGUAACGUAUGAUCUUAUAUACGCGAGUGCGGUCUUUCUCCAUAUGCCUGAUAAGCUCGUGUGGGCCGGACUCGAGAGGCUGGUGGGGAAAUUGAAGCCUUACGAAGGGAGGAUCUUUGUGUCGCAUAAUGUGAAGUUCUGUUCGAGGUUAGGUGGGGACGAGUGUGCGAAGAAGCUAGCGAGUUUGGGGCUUGAGUAUCUUGGUAAACAAACGCAUGAUAGUUUGUUGUUUAAUCACUACGAGAUUUGGUUUGGGUUUAGACGGUUGAAACCAUAAGAAAAGAUUGUUGGAAGUCUCAGUGAGCUUAAAGGAGAGAGAACGUCCACAAAAGCUGUGAAGUACACUCACUAUUGUGGUCAGAGUGAGAUACAUGUUAUGUUCAUAAAAGCCAAGUGAUAUAAUCUGUAACCGAAAACAUAUUGUUUUCAUAUUUUUAGCGUUGUUACCAUUUGUUUUUUUU
Molecule: messenger RNA, 1211 nt
Organism: Brassica oleracea var. oleracea
Lineage: Eukaryota; Viridiplantae; Streptophyta; Magnoliopsida; Brassicales; Brassicaceae
Exons: 2
Coding region: 44-1027 (327 amino acids)
Source: RefSeq, a predicted model, not a curated record